AGGGUUUAAAGGCAUUUCUCAUUUUCCCUCUGGUAGAAAAACCCUAAUUGCUUCUGCUAAAAUCAAAUCAGGAAUGGUGUUCAGAAACUUAACCAUUUCUUACAAAAUCAUCAAAUCUCUGAAAAACCCUAGUUUAGGGCUUCAAAUCAGAUCGAUCUCGAGCUUGAAAGUGGUAUGGAAGAAAGACACGAGGCUAGACGAAGCCAUCGAGCAGGACAAGCGUUACAAGCUCUGUGCUCGGGUGGUUAAAGAAGUGCUGAACGAGCCAGGUCAAGUCAUUUCUCUCAGAUACCUCGAGAAACGCCGCGAGAGGUUACGACUCACUUCCAAAGCUAAGAGCUUUGUUGAGAUGAACCCUUCUCUGUUCGAGAUCUACUACGAUCGGAUCAAACCCAAGUCGGAUCUCGUUCAAUUCAUCCGCCCCACGCCUCGUCUCAGAGCUUUCCUCGACGAAGAACAGAGGAUUUACGCUGAGAAUGAGCCCUUGAUUGUUUCCAAGCUCUGCAAAUUGUUGAUGAUGGCUAAAGAUAAGGUUAUCAGUGCGGAUAAGCUGGUUCAUGUGAAGAGAGAUUUCGGAUUUCCGAAUGAUUUUCUGAUGAAAUUGGUUCAGAAAUACCCUAAUUAUUUCAGGCUAACUGGUUUACCUGAAGAAGGUAAGUCCUUUCUUGAGCUCGUCUCUUGGAACCCUGAUUUCGCCAAAUCGAAGAUUGAGCAGAGAGCAGAAGACGAAGCUCUUAAAACCGGUGUCCGGGUUCGACCCAAUUUCAAUGCGAAAUUGCCGUCUGGGUUUUUCCUAAGGAAGGAGAUGAGAGAGUGGACUAGGGAUUGGUUAGAGCAAGACUACAUAUCACCCUAUGAAGAUGUGUCUCAUUUAGACCAAGCUUCUAAGGAAAUGGAGAAACGAACUGUUGCAGUUGUGCACGAAUUGCUGUCUCUUUCGCUUUUGAAAAGAGUCCCUGUGCCGACACUUGGCAAGUUCUGCGAUGAAUUUCGGUUUUCAAACGCCUUCUCGAGUGUUUUCACUCGUCAUUCAGGUAUAUUCUACUUGUCACUAAAAGGAGGGAUCAAGACUGCAGUGUUGAGAGAAGCUUAUAAAGACGAUGAGCUUGUUGAUAGAGAUCCUUUGCUUGCUAUUAAGGAUAAGUUCCUGAGCUUAUUAGAGGAAGGAUGGCAAGAAAGGAAAGAUAGACUGAAACAGCAGAGGGAACAAGUUCAGAAAGAUAGGGAGUUGAUGUUAGCAACGAAAAGCAAUGAACCUAAAGAGCGUCUCUGUGAUUAACUAAUAAUCAAGCCUCUGUUUAUGUCCUCUGUUUUUUUCUCUAGGCAUAGUUCUUGGCCUGGUUUGGUCUUUAGGGUGGAUGGUUAAGUUUGUAAGUUUUGGCUAAUAAGAGAAAGAAGAAUCAAAUGUUAAUCACCCG
Molecule: messenger RNA, 1418 nt
Organism: Arabidopsis arenosa
Lineage: Eukaryota; Viridiplantae; Streptophyta; Magnoliopsida; Brassicales; Brassicaceae
Source: the annotation of a GenBank genome assembly